AGAAAAGUCCAAUAAAUCCAUGGCCCAGCUUUGGAUUAAGGGCAAAAAUGUAAGCAAAUCAUGGCCACGCUUGUCGCGCCGUCUUGCGUCUCCUCCACUCUCCGCCCCUGCUUCAGAGCUUCACCGGGGAGCAUCAACGUUAGGGUUAAUUACUUUGCUCCGAUCCGAGUUACGAUUCGGACUCUUCUGACUCGAGCCGAUUCGAAUUCGAUGAGCCAGCCUAGCUCCGAGCCCACCGCCAGUGAAUCUGGUUCCGUGCCUUCGGUAACCAACGCUUCAACGCCGGAGAACAACAGUAACGACGAUGUUCUGGUUCAGUACGUUGUGCUGCGUAGAGACCUAAUAGACACGUGGCCGCUCGGUAGCGUGGUGACGCAGGGCUGCCAUGCCGCCGUCGCUGCCAUUUGGUCGUACAAGGACGAUCCUCACACUCUCCAGUAUUGCAGCCAGGAAAACAUUGACUCUAUGCAUAAGGUUACCCUUGAGGUGAAGGGAGAAACCCAGCUUGUGAAUUUAUCAGAGAAGCUCAAAGCUGGUGACAUUCCUUAUAAACUAUGGAUCGAACAACCUGAAAACAUACCAACUUGUCUUGCAACAAAACCAUCUCGCAAGUCAAUUGUGUCGCCAUUUUUCAAAAAGCUGAAGCUUUGUAAGUGAUGGUCUGAUGAUAAUAUCUUCUGUAACUGCCUGGAUGAUUAUUUCCUCUUUUCCAUUCCUUCCUCAUUGGCGUGCAAUGGAAGCAAAACUGAGACACUGUUGUUUUGCGGCGUGGUGUAGGGAGUUGCGCUGUGCCUUUUUUGUGUUGUUCUCCUCUGGGUUCCUAGGUUGAUGGGUUGGGCCCAUUAAAGUUCUUGAAAUUUUUAUUGGCAUUCAUUUAUGUUGGGCUCUUUAAUUCGAAAUCGACCCCAAUCCAAUUUGUCUUUCAA
Messenger RNA from Rubroshorea leprosula, 926 nucleotides. The record is from the annotation of a GenBank genome assembly. Lineage: Eukaryota; Viridiplantae; Streptophyta; Magnoliopsida; Malvales; Dipterocarpaceae.